Molecule: messenger RNA, 1350 nt
Organism: Penicillium antarcticum
Lineage: Eukaryota; Fungi; Ascomycota; Eurotiomycetes; Eurotiales; Aspergillaceae
Exons: 2
Coding region: 1-1350 (449 amino acids)
Biological process (GO): long-chain fatty-acyl-CoA metabolic process
Cellular component (GO): peroxisome
Molecular function (GO): alcohol-forming very long-chain fatty acyl-CoA reductase (NADP+) activity
Source: RefSeq, a predicted model, not a curated record
AUGUGGAAGUAUUAUGACGGGAAAUCUAUCCUGGUGACGGGUGGGUCUGGCUUCCUGGGUACUGCAAUUGUACAUCGGCUACUGACGAGCACAUCUGCGUCAACCAUAUACCUGAUUUGCAGGGGAGGCAAAGAGAAAGUUCAAGCAAGAUGGAAAAAAUGGCUUCCACAUGGCACAUUGGAGAAACUCUACCAUUCAACACGCUUGGUGGUCCUCGAUGGCGACAUACUACUACCGAACCUGGGGCUCUCUGAGCUAGGGCUGAACACCAUACACAAAACCAUCAACGUGAUUAUUCAUGCAGCCUCAUCAAUCAAUAUGAUAAAGCCAUUAGGACGCCUGGCCCGCACAAUCAUCGAUCCAAUAGAGAUGAUCACCAAUUUUGCUUUCUCCUGCGCUCAGCUCGACCGGUUCGUGUACGUGUCGACGGCAUACGCCAACGCCCAUCUUUACCAACGAAGUCAAAAUACAGACGUGAGAAUUGACGAAAAGAUAUACGAGCUCACGCACCAUUAUCACCCCUUUGACGAGCUGAAUGAACUUCGAAAGCAUGGCAAGAGCCAAGCAUACGAAGCGGAGAACUUUCCUUGGGCGUACGCAUACGCCAAACACCUCACUGAAAGAAUGCUCCAAAGUCGAUUCACGGAGUUCUCAUUAAGUGAAAAACUACUCAUCGUGCGUCCAUCCGUCAUCGGACCAGCUCAGUCCCUACCGUUUCCAGGAUACAACAUGCCUAUGUCCUCACCAUAUACAAUGAUAGCUGCAGGACUAGCCCUAUCCCCAUCUCGAAGCUUGAAGAUUGCAACAAACAUGAAAGAUCCAAAUGCAGACGUCACCGGCGAUGAAGUCCCCGUUGAUGUCGUAGCCGACCGCCUACUCUUCCAUCUGGCCAUGGGCUCACACGGCUGUGUCCACGCUGUCAGUGGCGUCCGGUCGCGACUGAACUUCGAGUCAUGGCGGCAAUCAUUAGUAAAGAUUCGUCGUUUUCCCUGGGAAAUACGGCCGCGCUGGGUGAAAAAGGAUUGGAAAUCAUCCAAUCAACAUCCGAUGUCGAGACUCUAUGCUAUUUUCGGUACUUCUUUUGCGUUCUCCGAGACUAAAACGAUUGCUAUGUGUCGGAAAAUACCUGAGCAGGAGCUGUCUGGUCUUCAGCUUUUCACGCAGAUUGAUAUGAGCGAUAACCUUCUCAGUCGCACUGAAGGUAUUCGGUAUGCUAUGGAUCAGUUUGCUCGUCGGAAUUGGUUGGCAUGGGUGAUGGUUGGGCUGUUUUACUCUGAUUUUGGCAGGACUAGCCAUAUCACCCGAUGUGUGGACUGUGAUUGUUUCCUUAAGACGGAUUGUUUGUCUUGA